This is a messenger RNA of Arachis duranensis, 804 nucleotides long. RefSeq names its product phosphoenolpyruvate carboxylase 2-like. The record is from RefSeq and is a predicted model, not a curated record. Gene Ontology annotation, molecular function: phosphoenolpyruvate carboxylase activity. The transcript is spliced from 2 exons. Gene Ontology annotation, biological process: carbon fixation; tricarboxylic acid cycle; leaf development. Bases 137 to 475 code for a protein of 112 amino acids. Gene Ontology annotation, cellular component: chloroplast; cytosol; apoplast. Lineage: Eukaryota; Viridiplantae; Streptophyta; Magnoliopsida; Fabales; Fabaceae.
UUUUAUUUCUUUGUUAUUUUCCUAUUGUGCCUUAUAGUUUAAACAAUUUGAUGCUUAAUAGGAUCAAGAUUGUUAUGAGCUUUCAGCUGAGUAUGAAAGGAAGCAUAAGACUGAGAAGUUGGAGGAACUUGGGAAUAUGCUAACUGGUUUUGAUGCUGGGGAUUCUAUUGUCAUUGCCAAAUCAUUUUCCCACAUGCUUAAUUUGGCUAACUUGGUAGAAGAAGUUCAAAUUGCCUACCGAAGAAGGAUUAAGCUAUUAAAGAAGGGCGAUUUUGCUGAUGAGAACUCUGCCAUCACUGAAUCUGACAUUGAAGAAACCUUCAAGAGGCUUGUGACUGAACUGAAAAAGUCCCCACAGGAAGUGUUUGAUGCUUUGAAGAAGCAAACUGUAGAUUUGGUCCUAACUGCUCAUCCCACUCAGUCCGUUCGUCGAUCUCUGCUGCAAAAGCAUGGAAGGGCUGGAAGGAUACCAUAGUCAAGCAAGAUUAGUCUCAUGAGAACCAAUCAGAUAUGAGAAGAAGAAGAAGAAGGCUAUUGCUAUUUUUUAAGGCCUUUAGGCAUAUCUAUCUAGAGUGGAAGCAUGUUAUGACAUUUCCUUUUUUUUCUAUCUUUUAGGUGAUUAUUCUUUACGUGAGAACUAGUUCAGGAACACAAUUAUCUAAUAUAUUAUUCUUUAUUAUUAAAGUUUAAGGGGCAGAACAUCUUUUAGUUAAUAAUAUAUGUUACAUAGUGCUAAAACUAUGUGGUUCAAUGAUUGUGAACUAGUAGCAUAUAUGUGUUUUAAAUUAGGAGGAAUCCAAUGAU